Eucalyptus grandis is the source of this 1861-nucleotide messenger RNA. RefSeq names its product protein NRT1/ PTR FAMILY 2.7. Gene Ontology annotation, molecular function: transmembrane transporter activity. Gene Ontology annotation, biological process: transmembrane transport. NCBI's taxonomy places the organism in Eukaryota, Viridiplantae, Streptophyta, Magnoliopsida, Myrtales, Myrtaceae. Gene Ontology annotation, cellular component: plasma membrane. The transcript has 4 exons. The record is from RefSeq and is a predicted model, not a curated record. Bases 34 to 1770 code for a protein of 578 amino acids.
GAUAACCCGACAAGUUCAGUCAAAGAGUUGAAGAUGGAAAGCUCGGGCUCAGGCCAAGCCAAAUGCAUCGCCGGCAGCAGCAGAGAGGCCGAACUAAAACCCUGCAAUGCCGAGAGUAAACGAGCUGGUUGGGCUACAUUCCCGUUCAUCACAGGAGCGGCGGCCUUGUUGAGCGUGGGCGCAACCGGAUGGAUGACGAACUUGAUUGUGUACUUGAUCAAAGAGUUCGAUGUGAACCGGAUCGACGCAGCGCAGGUUUUCAACGUGAUCAAUGGCUGCUUCUGUCUCCUCCCGAUUCUUGGCGCGGUCAUAGCCGACUCCGUCCUGGGAUGCUUCUUGGUCGCCUCCAUUUCUUCCUUCGUAGCCUCGAUGGGUAUAGUUCUUUUAUCCUUAACGGCGACGCUUAAUUCAUUGCGGCCCGAGCCGUGUGGAAACGGAUCAAGCUCGUGCAAAGCCCCAUCUAACCUUCAACUCGGCGUGCUCUACACAGGGAUAGUCCUAGCGACACUCGGGGCGUCCGGAGUGAGGUUCACCAUGGCAACAUUAGGGGCGAACCAGUUCGAAAGCCAAAAGGAUCAAUCGACUUUCUUCAAUUGGUUCUUCUUUGCACAAUACGCCGGUUACGUCCUAAGCAGCACGCUGAUCAUUUAUGUCGAGGACAGCGUGAGUUGGGCCUUUGGGUUUUGGCUAUGCGUUGCUGCAAACUUCAUUGGGCUCGCGGUUCUUGUUGCUGGAAAUCGGUAUUAUCGCCACGAGACACCUCAGGGGAGUCCAUUACUGAGCUUAGCUCGUGUCCUUGUUUCUAGUUUACGGAAACGGAAGCUUCAGCUCACACCGAACAGCAAUGAGUUCUAUUACGGCCGAGAUGGACAGAAUAAGGAGGUGGGCGUACCUCCUAAAAUGAACUUCAGGUUCUUGAAUCGUGCUGCUGUGAAAACUGAUGGGGACACCAAGUCCGACAACUCCAUCGCCAAGCCUUGGAGGCUGUGCACGGUGCAGCAAGUGGAGGACCUAAAAUCCGUGAUCAGAGUGUUACCACUGUGGUCAAGCACCAUCUUCUUGAGCAUCCCGAUCGCUGUCCAAAACAGCAUGACAGUCCUCCAAGCCUUAACCAUGGACCGCCACCUAGGACCCCAUUUCACGAUCCCGGCCGGUUCAAUCAUCGUCAUGGUCAUGAUCUCCACCUUGGUCUCUCUUGCUUUGAUUGAUCGCUUUCGAUCCUCAUUCCCGCUGUGGAAAAAGCUGACCGGUUCACCUCCAACAGUAUUCCACAGGAUCGGUACGGGUCAUCUCCUGAAUGUGCUCGGCAUGAUUGUAUCGGCACUAGUAGAGUCACGCAGGCUCAGGACAUCCCAUCUCCACCAUCUUCAGAACGUUUACAAUCAUAUAGUCCCGAUGUCUGUGCUGUGGCUAUUUCCUCAACUGAUUCUGGUAGGAAUUGGAGAAGCAUUCCAUUUUCCGGGACAAGUGUUGCUGUACUUCCGAGAAUUCCCGGCGAACUUAAGCAACAGCGCGACUGCAAUGGUGUCGGCGGUGAUUGGGAUAUCUUAUUAUUUGAGCACCGUGUUGGUCGAUCUGGUUCGAAGGAGCACGGGGUGGUUGCCGGACAACUUGAACGACGGGAGGUUGGAUUGUAUGUAUUGGUUGCUUGCUGGGGUUGGGAUGGCAAAUUUCGGGUAUUAUCUCGUAUGCGCAAAGUUGUACAAGGGAAAAGAUGGGAGUUCUAGUUCGAAUCUUCCAUUGAGGGAUGAUGCUGGCGAAAAAGAAUGAGGUCCUAAAUACGUUUGUCCAUGCAUGCUGGCGCUGGAAUUAGUCUAUGUACAUUUCUUGUCUAGUUAGACAAAAAUGUUGUUAAUUUGAA